Lycium ferocissimum is the source of this 560-nucleotide messenger RNA. Its product is annotated as large ribosomal subunit protein eL42-like. The annotation marks the transcript as partial. Gene Ontology annotation, biological process: translation. Lineage: Eukaryota; Viridiplantae; Streptophyta; Magnoliopsida; Solanales; Solanaceae. Gene Ontology annotation, cellular component: ribosome; cytosolic large ribosomal subunit. The record is from RefSeq and is a predicted model, not a curated record. Gene Ontology annotation, molecular function: structural constituent of ribosome. The transcript is spliced from 3 exons.
CUCUUGAAGGUGAACGUUCCUAAGACAAAGAAGACCUACUGCAAGUCCAAGGACUGCAAGAAGCACACCUUGCAUAAGGUCACACAAUACAAGAAGGGGAAAGAUAGCUUAGCUGCUCAGGGAAAGCGUCGUUAUGAUCGCAAGCAGUCUGGUUAUGGUGGACAAACAAAACCCGUCUUCCACAAAAAGGCAAAGACCACCAAGAAGAUUGUCUUGAGAUUGCAAUGCCAAGGUUGCAAACACGUGUCGCAGCACCCAAUCAAGAGGUGCAAGCAUUUUGAGAUUGGCGGGGACAAGAAAGGAAAAGGAACCUCUCUUUUCUAGAUUGCCUGUGAAGCAGAAUUUGAUCUUUCUCUUCUGUUCUGUUACACUUCAGAUAUUUUUGUUAUAUUGAAUGUAGUUCAGGAGUUCUGUUAUCGACUCAUGAUUAAUUAUGUGCUCUGUCAGUGAUAAUCUUAUCAGGAGAUGAAAUGAAUACUUCAAGUUUUUGAUUUAGCAGUUCUUAUAUUUUCUUGUUGAUGCAAUGAUGCUUAAGCUAUGGCAAGAAAGUUCUACUGCCC